AUGCGAACGUCUUGGAGCUAAAUUGAAUCUACUACAUUGAAAAGCAAUGGACUCGAGUCCUACACGUGAAUUACCCCUUAUAGUGUUAUGAGGAUCGACGCGGAAAUCCCACGGAAAUGGCUUCAUCUGUUGGGGAACUUCUUCUACUGAUCCUUUUGACACUCUACUUUUGCGGUAGGACCUAUGCUCAGCGAUGCCCACCGGAGUGUCUUUGCAGUCCCCCUGACAACAGUGUGUACUGCAGCGACCAGCGACUAACUAGUCUCCCGGUCAACAUCCCGAGAUACGUUUCUAUUCUCAGUCUACACAGGAACAAGAUUAAAACGUUGGGUCGUGGCCAAUUCCGAUCAUUGACAAACCUCAACACCUUAGAGCUCAGUGCUAAUGAGAUAUCGGAAAUCGAGCCUGGCACAUUCAUUGGACUUGGAGAUCUGAGAACCUUGGAGCUGAAUAAUAAUAGACUUACAAGUAUCGAUGGAGCAAUAUUCCAAGGCUUAACUCGCCUCAACAAUCUAGGAUUGAGAAACAACCCUCUCUAUUGCCUUCCUAAGUAUGCAUUCUCGUACGUACCCUCAUUAAAGUUUCUAGACCUUGGAAGACUGUUCAAACUUCAGGCUAUUUCGAAGAAUGCUUUUGCAGGAUUGAAGAAUCUUGUAUAUCUUAACAUGACGGAGUGUAACCUCGUGACGGUUCCACAUCUAAAGCACUUAGAAAGCCUGGAGAACUUGGACCUAUCCAGAAACUCCAUCGACAAGCUGGAGACUGACAAUUUGGCGGAGCUGAAAGGCUUAGGGAGUUUGAGGAUGCCAUCGAAUCUUUUAUCUGAAAUCGAACAAGAUAGCUUUGAAGAUUUGGGGUCACUUAGGGAGCUGGAUCUAUCGGACAAUUACCUAACGAUUCUUCCGUUCGGGCUCUUUUCUAAUAUGAGAGCCCUGACCAAAGUUAACUUGGGAGGAAAUCCGUGGAACUGCACUUGCGAAGUCACGUGGCUCGUCACCUGGUUGCGACGAAAAACUCGGAGUGACCCAACCAGAGAGUCCUGUGGAAGAUGUCAGUCUCCCUGGAGGUUCCGUGGGAAGUUACUUUGCGAUGUUCCGGUGACUAAAUUGAAAUGUUCCCCGCCACAAAUCACUGACGUGCCGAGGGCCCUGAAUGUGACAGCCGGGGGGAACGCCACUCUCCAGUGCAACACCGGCGAUUCAAAAGAGACGGCUGUGAACUGGAUAUCGCCGAACGGUACAAUGAUUCGAAAAGGUUCUUUUAAGCUAAAGGUCAAGUUUUCUGGAGGCCAAAGUUUGAACUUCGCCAGAGUCUCAACAUCUGAUGCCGGAAUUUACAGAUGCGUUGCGAGGAAUUCGGCAGGAACGACGACUUUAGACACCAUUCUAAACGUCACGGGAAGUGUGCUUCCGAUCUUCCGGGCGACAGAAAUACCUAUAAACGGUGAAGAGCCAGAAGACGACAACCUGUGCCAGAGGGCCUUUGACAAGGCCACUUCAACUGUGAGCGGUGACUCGCAGAUUACGUGGCAGCGGGACUCCAAACCAACGCCCGGAAGGACUAACGAAACCUUUAAAACGGCGGAAGAACCUCUCCCAACUGUCUUCGAACCUGGCUUUGACAUGACGAAAAAUACAGAUAAACACUCUUCCAAAGUAGAUCACCAAAAGUACAUCAUCGCAUCCAUAGUGUCUGUGAUAUCGUUUGGUUUGCUGGUAUGGCUUGUGUUCUUCCUGUUGCUGAGAUGGGAUUUCUGUUGCCCUGCCUCUAGAUUCUUGGCAAAGAGGCGAGAACAUAGAACAAAAGCUCAGAAAGACGACGAUCAUUACAGGACACGAUGUUGUGGACUACGUUGUUGUCUGCAUCCACCAGACAAGGAUGCCCCCAUCGAAAUCCCAGAGCCCUUGCAAGGCUACCCGGCACUGGAGCUUACCAAACUAGAGCAGGGAAAAUUGAACACCAUAGAGGUCUAUAGCCAAGCAGAACUAAUAAAGGACACGAAGGAGUUCGUAGAUGUCGAUUCACUUAAAAGUGGCUUAGACAUAGACUGUGUGAAGAUCAAAGACACUGAUCUAAGACAACUGAAACUACAUACUCCUGAAAAGAUUGUCAGUAUACAGCGUGAGAAGACAUUGGAGAGUUUUCACCCCAUAACAUCCUCGGAUAUAGAACAUUCUCGCACACUCCACAAGAGUCCUGGUACGUCCAAGCAUAUUUACACUCCUGUGAAAAUACCAGACUUCCAUAGAAAUAUCACUGAUGUCUACAUUAUACGGAAAGAUCCUGAUUCUAGCUGCAUUGUUCCUCAGGUAUUGGAUGCUUCGGUGAAGGAAACCGGCGUUUAG
Messenger RNA from Branchiostoma belcheri (Belcher's lancelet), 2345 nucleotides. RefSeq names its product leucine-rich repeat-containing protein 4C-like. Bases 117 to 2345 code for a protein of 742 amino acids. The transcript is spliced from 2 exons. Gene Ontology annotation, cellular component: plasma membrane. Gene Ontology annotation, molecular function: protein binding. NCBI's taxonomy places the organism in Eukaryota, Metazoa, Chordata, Leptocardii, Amphioxiformes, Branchiostomatidae. The record is from RefSeq and is a predicted model, not a curated record.